UUCCGCGUUCUCGCACGGAAUCCGUUUACAUACACACAUUCAUACACAUAGUCUCACACACUGAAGGGGGGCCUUGAACGACUCCUCUUCGACUGUCAGGGAAACUUGCCGUCUAAGGAAACGCAAACAUCUGCGAAUAAAUAAACCCGCUGUUAAUCCGAGAGCUGCACAAGGCCCCCUCCCCCGAAAUAUUGUAGGAAGAGAGAGAGUCGAUUUCUUUACGAGAGCGAUGGCGGACUCGGGUAGCAGCGCGGCGGCAGCCGGAGCCACAGGCUCAAAUAGCAGUGCCGCCGGGGCUGGCGGAGCUGUUGCGCCUGGGGGAGCGACUGGAGCUGCGGGAUCCAAACCCGGCCUGGAGUCGGUGAAGGGACAAAAUUUUGACGUUGGCCCCCGUUAUACUGACCUUAUGUACAUCGGGGAGGGGGCCUAUGGAAUGGUUUGCUCUGCCUUUGACAAUGUGAACAAGAUCCGUGUGGCCAUCAAGAAGAUCAGCCCUUUCGAGCACCAGACCUACUGCCAGCGCACACUGAGGGAGAUCAAGAUCUUGCUUCGGUUCCGCCACGAAAACAUCAUCGGCAUCAAUGACAUCCUGAGAGCACGCCGCAUUGAGUACAUGAGGGAUGUCUACAUCGUCCAGGACCUGAUGGAGACGGAUCUGUACAAGCUCCUGAAGACGCAGCAGCUGAGCAACGACCACAUCUGCUAUUUCCUCUACCAGAUCCUGAGAGGGCUUAAGUACAUCCACUCCGCCAAUGUGCUGCACAGAGACCUGAAACCCUCCAACCUGCUCAUUAACACCACCUGCGACCUCAAGAUCUGUGACUUUGGGCUGGCGCGAAUCGCCGACCCAGAACACGAUCACACAGGAUUCCUCACAGAGUACGUGGCCACUCGCUGGUACCGCGCUCCCGAGAUCAUGCUGAACUCCAAGGGCUACACAAAGUCCAUUGACAUCUGGUCGGUCGGCUGCAUCCUGGCGGAGAUGCUGUCCAACAGGCCCAUUUUCCCUGGGAAGCACUACCUGGAUCAGCUCAACCACAUACUAGGAAUCCUUGGCUCACCCUCUCAAGAAGAUUUGAAUUGCAUCAUUAACAUGAAAGCCAGAAACUACCUGCAGUCGCUGCCUCAGAAACCCAAAAUCCCCUGGAACAAACUCUUCCCCAAGGCCGACAGCAAAGCUCUGGAUCUGCUGGACCGCAUGUUGACUUUCAACCCCAUAAAACGCAUAACGGUGGAGGAGGCCCUCGCCCACCCAUAUCUGGAACAGUACUAUGACCCGACUGAUGAGCCAGUGGCCGAGGAGCCGUUCACCUUUAACAUGGAGCUUGAUGACCUGCCCAAGGAGAAACUGAAGGAGCUCAUCUUUGAGGAGACGGCACGUUUCCAGGCCAACUAUCAGGGCUCCUGAGAGACAGUUGUGAAGGAGAUCGACCAAGCCGCCAGGAGGCUAAGAACAAGAUAACUCCAGAUGAGCUACAACAACAUAUACAUACAUAUAAUGGUAUACAAAACA
This is a messenger RNA of Chanos chanos (milkfish), 1513 nucleotides long. It is a transcript of the gene mapk3, whose product is annotated as mitogen-activated protein kinase 3. The transcript has 9 exons. The record is from RefSeq and is a predicted model, not a curated record. Bases 230 to 1408 code for a protein of 392 amino acids. Gene Ontology annotation, biological process: protein phosphorylation. Lineage: Eukaryota; Metazoa; Chordata; Actinopteri; Gonorynchiformes; Chanidae. Gene Ontology annotation, molecular function: MAP kinase activity; ATP binding.